Talpa occidentalis (Iberian mole) is the source of this 3235-nucleotide messenger RNA. RefSeq names its product hyperpolarization activated cyclic nucleotide gated potassium channel 3 (gene HCN3). Gene Ontology annotation, cellular component: membrane. The transcript has 8 exons. The record is from RefSeq and is a predicted model, not a curated record. Bases 49 to 2397 code for a protein of 782 amino acids. Gene Ontology annotation, biological process: potassium ion transport; transmembrane transport. Gene Ontology annotation, molecular function: voltage-gated potassium channel activity. Lineage: Eukaryota; Metazoa; Chordata; Mammalia; Eulipotyphla; Talpidae.
UGGCCGCGGCGGGGUCUGGGAGGCCAAAGGUGUAAGCCGACGGGCGUCAUGGAGGCGGAGCAGCGGCCGACCCCCGGGACCAGCGACGGGGCGAACCCCGGUCUGGAGGCGGCACCUCCUGCUGCCCAGGCUCCUGCGGCCACGGCCUCGGGUCCCAACCCCGGGUCCAGUUCUGGGCCCGAGCCCAAGAGAAGGCCGCUUGGGACGCUGCUCCAGCCCACGGUCAACAAGUUCUCCCUUCGCGUGUUUGGCAGCCACAAAGCAGUGGAAAUAGAACAGGAGCGAGUCAAGUCGGCGGGGGCCUGGAUCAUUCACCCCUACAGCGACUUCCGGUUUUACUGGGACCUGAUCAUGCUCCUGCUGAUGGUGGGGAACCUUAUUGUGCUGCCUGUGGGCAUCACCUUCUUCAAGGAGGAGAACUCCCCACCAUGGAUUGUCUUCAACGUCCUUUCUGACACUUUCUUCCUGCUGGAUCUGGUGCUUAACUUCCGCACGGGCAUCGUGGUAGAAGAGGGCGCUGAGAUCCUGCUGGCACCGAGGGCCAUCCGCACACGCUACCUGCGGACCUGGUUCCUGGUCGACCUAAUCUCCUCUAUCCCGGUGGACUACAUCUUCCUGGUGGUGGAGCUGGAGCCACGACUGGACGCAGAAGUCUACAAAACAGCUCGGGCUCUGCGCAUUGUGCGCUUCACCAAGAUCCUCAGCCUGCUAAGGCUGCUCCGCCUCUCCCGCCUCAUCCGCUACAUACAUCAGUGGGAGGAGAUUUUUCACAUGACCUAUGACCUGGCCAGCGCUGUGGUUCGCAUCUUCAACCUCAUCGGGAUGAUGCUGCUGCUGUGUCACUGGGACGGCUGCCUGCAGUUCCUGGUGCCCAUGCUGCAGGACUUCCCUUCCGACUGCUGGGUCUCCAUCAACCGCAUGGUGAACCACUCGUGGGGCCGCCAGUAUUCCCACGCCCUGUUCAAGGCCAUGAGCCACAUGCUAUGCAUUGGCUAUGGGCAGCAGGCACCUGUAGGCAUGCCGGACGUCUGGCUCACCAUGCUCAGCAUGAUCGUGGGCGCCACGUGCUACGCCAUGUUCAUCGGCCACGCUACUGCCCUUAUCCAGUCUCUGGACUCUUCCCGGCGUCAGUACCAGGAGAAGUACAAGCAAGUGGAGCAAUACAUGUCCUUCCACAAGCUGCCGGCUGACACGCGGCAGCGCAUACAUGAGUACUACGAGCACCGCUACCAGGGCAAGAUGUUUGACGAAGAGAGCAUCCUAGGCGAGCUGAGUGAGCCGCUGCGGGAGGAGAUCAUCAACUUCACCUGUCGGGGCCUGGUAGCCCACAUGCCGCUGUUCGCCCAUGCCGACCCCAGCUUUGUCACUGCCGUGCUUACCAAGCUACGCUUUGAGGUCUUCCAGCCGGGGGACCUCGUGGUGCGUGAGGGCUCCGUGGGCAGGAAGAUGUACUUCAUCCAGCACGGGCUGCUCAGUGUGUUGGCCCGUGGCGCCCGGGACACCCGCCUCACUGAUGGAUCCUACUUUGGAGAAAUCUGUCUGCUGACACGGGGCCGGCGCACCGCCAGUGUGCGGGCUGACACCUACUGCCGCCUCUACUCACUCAGCGUAGACCACUUCAAUGCAGUGCUUGAGGAGUUCCCCAUGAUGCGCAGGGCCUUUGAGACUGUGGCCAUGGAUCGGCUGCGCCGUAUAGGCAAGAAGAAUUCCAUGCUUCAGCGGAAGCGUUCCGAGCCAAGCCCGGGCAGCAGCGGGGGCAUCAUGGAGCAGCACUUGGUGCAGCAUGACAGGGACAUGGCUCGGGGUGUCCGGGGCCUGGCCCCUGGCACAGGAGCUCGACUUAGCGGAAAGCCGGUGCUGUGGGAGCCCCUGGUGCACGCGCCCCUGCAGGCCGCUGCAGUGACCUCCAAUGUGGCCAUUGCCCUGACUCACCAGCGGGGCUCUCUGCCCCUCUCCCCCGACUCUCCAGCCACCCUCCUUGCUCGCCCUGCUCGGCGCUCAGCGGGUUCCCCAGCCUCCCCAAUGGUACCUGUCCGAGCUGGCCCUCUGCUGGCCCGGGGGCCAUGGGCAUCCACAUCCCGCCUGCCUGCCCCACCUGCCCGAACCCUCCAUGCCAGCCUCUCCAGGGCUGGCCGCUCCCAGGUGUCCCUGCUCGGGCCCCCACCAGGAGGAGGCACACGGCGGCUAGGACCUCGGGGCCGCCCACUCUCAGCCUCCCAGCCCUCUCUGCCUCAGCGGGCAGCAGGCGAUGGCUCUCCAGGACGGAAGGGCUCGGGAAGUGAACGCCUGCCCCCCUCAGGGCUCCUGGCCAAGGCUCCAGGGACAGCCCAGCCCUCCAGGCCACCUGUGCCUGAACCGACCACCCCCCGGGGGCCCCAGCUCUCUGCCAACAUGUGAGCCCCCUGGGUUAGCUCUGGGUAGGGCAGAUGCCUCUUUGGGAAGGCUGAGGGGACCCGAAACACUGCCCGUUGGGAAUACCUCCCCUUACUGCCAAGAUGUCUCUGUCCUCAGCUCAGGCACCCCACAGUCUGUUCUGACAGCCUCCUAAUCCAUUCACCAAUUCAUCAAGUGUGCUGAGCGCUUCCCAUGUUCAAGGCACUGUGCCAGGCACUGUACAUUUCCACUGCCAAGUAGAAGGGACUCCAAACAGGGGUCUUCUCCCAGCCAUGGUCCUGCCAGGUGCAGGCCCAGCCCAUGACCCCACAUCACUAAGCACAAGUACCUGCCACUGCCACCACUGCCAAGUAAUUAGACGUUUCCCUGCCCACGACCCUGUGUUUUCGGUCCGGCGUGCUCGUCUUCUCGUCUCCCUAGCACAGCCGGCCACUGCCAACUGCUUGUGUCCCCACUGCUGUCAACAAAUGUCUCGGGUCCCUAGUGCAGCCACCUUCACUGCCAUGUGCGGACCUGCCUGUCUAUGCUGUGGGAGUGGGGGCAGACCUCCAGCCCCCUGCACUCUCUGUCUCUGUGGUAGAACUGUCUUUUUGUAAACUGGGAGCCACCUCCUCCCUGUGCCUCUGCCCAGUGGUGUCCCUCUUGAAGCUAAGGGAUGGUUGGCACCUCCUUACUUAGUGUGCCAGCCUCGAUCCUCCCAGGUGGGGGGCGAGGGACUGAAUCUUUAAAUGACAUUUUUUCUUUCCUUCUUAUUUAUUCAAUCAUCUAAUAAUUGUAUUUAUUCAUUUGCUAAUUUUAUGUAUUAUCAAUUCAUUUUAUUCACUCAUUCCUUUACCGGCCC